CUAGCGAGCCGAGCGCUCUCCCUACCCACUGCAGCGGCACCACCGCACCGGCGGUGCCUAGGACGGCAUGGAGAAGGACAGCCUGAGCCGUGCGGACCAGCAAUACGAGUGUGUGGCUGAGAUCGGGGAGGGCGCCUAUGGGAAGGUGUUCAAGGCCCGGGACCUGAAGAACGGAGGCCGUUUCGUGGCGCUGAAGCGCGUGCGAGUGCAGACGGGAGAGGAGGGCAUGCCGCUCUCCACCAUCCGCGAGGUGGCGGUGCUGAGGCAUUUGGAGACCUUCGAGCACCCCAACGUGGUCAGGUUGUUUGAUGUGUGCACAGUGUCACGAACAGACAGAGAAACCAAACUAACAUUAGUAUUUGAACAUGUUGAUCAAGAUUUGACCACUUACUUGGAUAAGGUUCCGGAGCCUGGAGUGCCCACUGAAACCAUAAAGGACAUGAUGUUUCAGCUUCUCCGAGGUCUGGACUUUCUUCACUCUCACCGAGUAGUGCAUCGCGAUCUGAAACCACAGAACAUUCUGGUGACCAGCAGUGGACAAAUAAAGCUGGCCGACUUUGGCCUUGCUCGAAUCUACAGUUUUCAAAUGGCGCUUACCUCAGUGGUCGUCACGCUGUGGUACAGAGCUCCAGAAGUCUUGCUUCAGUCCAGCUACGCCACCCCUGUGGAUCUCUGGAGUGUUGGCUGCAUAUUUGCAGAAAUGUUUCGUAGAAAGCCUCUCUUUCGUGGAAGUUCAGAUGUUGAUCAACUAGGAAAAAUCCUGGACAUAAUUGGACUCCCAGGAGAAGAGGACUGGCCUCGAGAUGUUGCCCUUCCCAGGCAGGCGUUCCAUUCUAAAUCUCCUCAACCGAUUGAGAAGUUUGUAAGCGAUAUUGAUGAACUAGGCAAAGACCUACUUCUGAAGUGCUUGACAUUCAACCCAGCCAAAAGAAUAUCCGCCUACAGUGCCCUGUCUCACCCAUACUUCCGUGACCUGGAGAGGUGCAAGGAGAACCUGGAUUCCCACCUGCCGCCUGGUCAGAACACCUCAGAGCUCAACACAGCUUGAGACCCAGGCUGCUGCCUUGAGCUGAUUGUACCCAGAACGCUCUGGGUGGCAGGCAGGUGCCCCCGGGAAGACCCUACAGAGCUGAUGAGGAUCGCCAUCCGGAGGCCCUCCAGCUGCUGUCUUCUGGAUGGGCUCUGCUUCUCCAAGGAAA
Chrysochloris asiatica (Cape golden mole) is the source of this 1199-nucleotide messenger RNA. It is a transcript of the gene CDK6, whose product is annotated as cyclin-dependent kinase 6. Gene Ontology annotation, molecular function: cyclin binding; ATP binding; cyclin-dependent protein serine/threonine kinase activity. NCBI's taxonomy places the organism in Eukaryota, Metazoa, Chordata, Mammalia, Afrosoricida, Chrysochloridae. Bases 68 to 1048 code for a protein of 326 amino acids. Gene Ontology annotation, cellular component: nucleus; cyclin-dependent protein kinase holoenzyme complex; cytoplasm. The transcript is spliced from 7 exons. The record is from RefSeq and is a predicted model, not a curated record. Gene Ontology annotation, biological process: protein phosphorylation; regulation of cell population proliferation; cell dedifferentiation.